AGGUAGAACAUGCAGCUAUAGGUAUAACAUGCAGCUAUAGGGAGAACAUGCAGCUAUAGGUAGAACAUGCAGCUAUAGGGAGAACAUGCAGCUAUAGGUAUAACAUGCAGCUAUAGGGAGAACAUGCAGCUAUAGGUAGAACAUGCAGCUAUAGGUAUAACAUGCAGCUAUAGGUAUAACAUGCAGCUAUAGGGAGAACAUGCAGCUAUAGGUAGAACAUGCAGCUAUAGGUAGGUCUCUUCCACUGAACUUGUCUGGAACAAUAGGAAUUGUCACACACACUCCAAACACAAACACACUCCACACACACACACACACAUGCACACUCACGCAGGCUGCAAAGUCCAAGAGCCUCCUACUGCCUCUCUCACACCUGCUGUAUGAGACAACAACUGGAAGCAGGGUCACUGUGUGUGUGUGUGCCUGUGUGCUUAUGAAUAUAAAAGUGAAUGUGGUGUGUGUGUGUGUAGAAGAGAGGGAAGGAGUUAGUGUGUAAGUUUGUUGGGCGACAUGCAUACCUCAGUGCAUGUUGGACAGUAUAAGAAUGUGUUCUCAUGACAACAGACACACAGUCUCUGUGUAACAUGCCUCCCUGUCGCCAGACAGGCUCUGCAGGGCCACAUGCCUCCUCCAGGCAGGGACGGGCUCUGCGGGGCCAGCCAGGCUCCUGGCUCCUCGGUGGGCCUCAGACCCUGACCCCCACCCUGGAGGUCCGGCCUGCUGCCUGGAAACAAUUCAGAGCAAGGAGUUACUGGGCUCAGUUGCCCACGGAGACUGUGGAAACCAGGGUAACAUCGCCUGCUGAGCUGCAAACACACACACCUGAGGAGAUGUUAUCCAUCCAUGCUUAUACUCCUCAACCUGACAGCUCCAGCGUCCAUGAGAAGCAGUCGAAGUUCUUCAUUCUAACUGGAUGGAUUGGUAUGGGGAGAAGCGGACCUCACAACGUGGCUAAGCUGCAGCUUUGGAACUGUUUAACCCUGACCAUGGUCUUAUCCUGCCUGCUGCUGCGACCAGCUCACUGUCAGCAGUGUCGUAUCCAGCGCUGCAACGCAGAGUACGUGACCUCGACGUCGCCCUCCAGUGGGCUCCAGGAGGAGAUGCAGCCGGACUACUGCAUCUCCUUGCGGGCGUAUGCUCUCUGCACCCGCCGUACCGCGCGCAGCUGCAGAGGAGACUUGGUGUACCACUCGGCCGUGUUCCGCAUCAAGGAGCUGUUUUCACAGCACAACUGCUCCUCCGAGGGGCCCACCUCCCCCGCCCGGGCCCCUGGCACCCCCCGGCCUCCCCUCCCCCGGCUCUGCGACUAUGAGAGCCGCGCCCUGGCCACUGGGCACCUCGGCAGGUAUGCUCACUGCAGCCUGUUCGGGGACCCCCACCUGCGAACAUUCAGGGAGGAGUUCCAGACCUGCAAGGUGGAGGGGGCAUGGCCUCUCAUAGACAACCGCUACCUGUCCGUGCAGGUCACCAACGUACCUGUCGUCCAGGGAUCCAGCGCCACGGCAACCAGCAAGAUAACGGUGAUCUUCAAGUCGUUCCAGGGCUGCACGGAUCAGAAGGUGUACCAGGCCACUACUGAGGACCUGCCCUCGGCCUUUCAGGACGGCAGCAGCAGCAGUGGGGGGGGCAGUGGGGGGGGUGAGGCGUCCAGCCUGCUGAUCCUGGACCGCCCCGGCCCGGCUGGGCGCCAUGUCCACAUCCAGGCACGCUACCUGGGCGCCUCCAUCAUCGUGCGCCGUGUGGGACUCUACCUGACCUUCGCCAUCCGGGUCCCCGAGGACAUGCUGGGGCCGGAGGAGGUGGGCCUGCAGCUCUGUCUCCAUGGCUGUCCUCGCAGCCAGCUGAUCACACAGCACAAGCUGGGGCCUGCCCCGCCCCCCAGGGCCCCGCCCCCCAGGGCCCCGCCCUCCAGGGCCCCGCCCCCACAGGUCUACUCGGUGGAGCAGGCCACGGCUCGUUGCCGGGAGACACUGCAGGUAGAGGAUGUGUAUUUCCAGUCGUGUGUGUUUGACCUGCUGACCACCGGGGACCCGGCCUUCUGUCUGGCUGCGUUCGGGGCGCUGCAGGAUCUGAAGGCCUUGCCUCCCUCCAGACUCAGGCAGAGCUCUGCCCCUAGCCCCCCCAGGACUCCUCGCCUGCACAGCAGGGGGGUGCCCCUCCCCACCACACACACUCUGCUGCUGCUGCUGGGCCUGCUGCUGGUGUUAGGAGGAGAAGGAGGAGAGACUCCUGUCUUUUACUCUCUAAACAGUCUGAAGGACCCAGCGUAAACACACCCACUCGUCUACACACCUGUACAUUGGAUCAGCACUAACACACACGCACCCACUCGUCUACACACCU
Hypomesus transpacificus is the source of this 2343-nucleotide messenger RNA. RefSeq names its product RGM domain family, member D (gene rgmd). Lineage: Eukaryota; Metazoa; Chordata; Actinopteri; Osmeriformes; Osmeridae. The transcript is spliced from 6 exons. Gene Ontology annotation, biological process: BMP signaling pathway. The coding region runs from base 555 to 2270 and encodes 571 amino acids. The record is from RefSeq and is a predicted model, not a curated record. Gene Ontology annotation, molecular function: coreceptor activity. Gene Ontology annotation, cellular component: plasma membrane.